CUCAGAAGUAUUCGCUACAGCAAUUUGACAGUGACCUGACUCUAUCACAUACAUUAUCUCGCACGGAGAAAUCGACAGAGGCAACAUGCCUACAUACAACAUCGUCGUCUUUGCCGGCGACUAUGCAGGCCCCGAGGUGACCAAGGAGGCUGUAAAGGUCCUCAAGGUGGUAGAGAAGUGCUCAAAAGAUGUCAAAUUCAACUUCCAAGACCACCUGCUGGGAGGCUGCUCGAUUGACGCCCACGGGACACCUUUGACGGACGAGGCCCUCAGCGCUGCCAAAUCCGCCCACGCCGUCCUCCUCGGCGCAAUCGGAGGCCCCAGGUAUGGCGUGGGCAAGGUUCGCCCUGAGCAAGGCCUCCUCAAACUCCGCAAGGAGAUGGGCACCUUUGGCAAUCUACGACCCUGUUUCUUCGCUUCUCCCAGCCUGGCUUCGCGUUCCCCGCUCAAGGAAGAGGUCUGCCAGGGAACAGACUUCAUGAUCGUCCGCGAGUUGACUGGUGGCAUCUACUUUGGCGAGCGCAUCGAGGGGAAACCCGAAGACGGUGAGAACGAGUGGGCCGAGGACCGCGAACCAUACUCGAGGAAAGAGAUCGAGCGCAUCACUCGACUGGCAGCCUACCUCGCCCUCGCAAAGAAUCCGCCUUCCAAAGUCUGGAGUCUGGACAAAGCCAACGUGCUCGCAACAUCCCGUCUAUGGCGCCGAGUGUUUACAGAAACAAUGCAAAAAGAAUUCCCCCAGCUCCAAUUCGAACACCAACUGAUCGACUCGGCCGCGAUGAUCAUGGUGAAGAACCCCCGUGCCCUGAACGGCGUCAUUGUCACGUCGAACUUGUUCGGCGACAUCAUCUCCGACGAGGCCUCCGUCAUCCCCGGCAGCCUGGGCCUGCUCCCCAGCGCCAGUCUCAGCGGCGUCCCGGACGGAAAGGGGCACUGCAACGGCAUCUACGAGCCGAUCCAUGGCUCCGCGCCGGACAUCGCAGGCAAGGGUGUCAUUAACCCGGUCGCGGCCAUCUUGAGCGUGGCAAUGUUGUUACUGUACAGUUUGAACUUGCCCAGGGAGAGCCUGCUCGUGGAGCAGGCCGUGAAGAUCGUCAUCGAGAAGGGCAUCGUCACCAAGGAUAUUGGCGGAGAAAGUUCCACCGUCGAGGUCGGCGAUGCGGUGGCGAGAGAAUUGGAGAGCUUGUUCAAAGACCUGUGAGCACUUCCGAAAAAGAAGGGAGUGCGAAUAUAUACCUCGACGUCGAGAUGCGUUAUGUCAGUCCUUCCUCUUUGGGAGACUCAAGCACCCACUUUAUGGAUGCUCUGUUACGGGGCUAGGGAGAUCAAACCAGGUAUCAGUCACGAAUAAAAAGUUGUUCUCUUUGCACAGAAACCAAGCAUUGCCAUGAAAUCUGGG
This is a messenger RNA of Cladophialophora immunda, 1399 nucleotides long. Its product is annotated as 3-isopropylmalate dehydrogenase A. The record is from RefSeq and is a predicted model, not a curated record. Gene Ontology annotation, cellular component: cytosol. Gene Ontology annotation, molecular function: magnesium ion binding; NAD binding; 3-isopropylmalate dehydrogenase activity. The transcript has 4 exons. NCBI's taxonomy places the organism in Eukaryota, Fungi, Ascomycota, Eurotiomycetes, Chaetothyriales, Herpotrichiellaceae. Gene Ontology annotation, biological process: L-leucine biosynthetic process. The coding region runs from base 86 to 1201 and encodes 371 amino acids.